CCUGGAAGGACUGAGAGGCCCGGAGCCAUCAUUGUCUCUCACUGAGAAGGGACACAGAGGCCAACAUGGCUGGCUUUCCUCGGCUGCUGCUGCUGCUGCUGUUCUGGGACAUGGGAUCACAGGGCUUCCCAGCGAGUCCAAAACCACAAGAGCAAGAUAUGGAGGUGGUCCAGAAAUACCUGGAAAACUACUACAACUUGAAGAGUGAGAUGAAGCAAGUCAAAAAGCAGGGAAGAUAUGAUCCCGUGGUUGAAAAGCUGAAGCAAAUGCAGGAAUUCUUUGGUCUGAAGGUGACUGGAAAGGCAGAUGCUGACACCCUGGACCUGAUGAAAAAGCCCAGAUGUGGGGUGCCCGAUGCGGGCUCGUAUGUCCUCACCUGGGGGAACCCUCAUUGGAAGCACAGAAACUUGACCUACAGAAUCAUAAACUACACACCAGAUUUGCCUCGAGAGGAUGUGGACUGUGCCAUUGAGAAAGCCUUUGACCUCUGGAGUAAGGCCACAGUCCUGACCUUCACCAAGGUCCAUGAGGGCGAAGCGGACAUAUUGCUCUCAUUUCUCCGGGGAGAUCAUCAUGACAAUUCUCCUUUUAAUGGACCGGGUGGUCAGCUCGCUCAUGCGUUCCAACCAGGAGCAGGCCUUGGAGGAGAUGUUCACUUGGAUGAAGAUGAAACAUGGACUGAUGACUUCAGAGAUUACAACUUACUUCAGGUUGUGGCACAUGAAUUGGGCCAUUCCCUUGGGCUUUCCCAUUCUAAAGACAUUGGGGCUUUGAUGUACCCCAACUACAUCUUCACUGGUGAUGUUCUGCUGUCUCAAGAUGACAUCGAUGGCAUCCAGGCUAUUUAUGGACCUUCAAAAAAUCCCAUCACUGGGCCACGAACCCCACAAAUCUGUGAUACAAAGCUAACAUUUGAUGCUGUAACCAAAGUUCGUGGAGAAGUGUUCUUCCUGAAAGACAGGUUCUUCAUUCGUUAUCAUCCCUAUCACAAUCCACAAGGAACACUCAGUUUCAUCACUGAUUUCUGGUCAUUUCUGCCAAGUAAUCUCGAGGCUGCUUAUAAUGUUCCUGAGAGAGAUGAAAACCUGUUUUUCAAAGGCAGUAAGUACUGGGUCAUCAAAGGAGAUCAGUCCUCCUAUGGACGCCCCAGGGACAUCUAUAGCUCCUUCCGCUUCCCUAAAAGAGUGAAGAAAAUUGAUGCUGCUGUUCAUGAGGAAGAAAGUGGAAAGACAUACUUCUUUGUGGCCGAUGAGUACUGGAGAUAUGAUGAAUACAAGCGGUCCAUGGAUGUGGGUUAUCCCAAAAAGAUCAUUUAUGACUUCCCUGGAAUUAACGAUAAUGUUGAUGCUGUUUUCCAAAAUGAAGGAUAUUUCUAUUUCUUCAUUGGAAAAAAGCAGUACAAAUUUGACCCUAAAACGAAGCGAACCUUGGCUGUCCUGAAGACGAACAGCUGGUUCAAAUGUUAGAAAUAACCGGUGGCUGACUAUCACAAAGGAGAGAGAAAAAACAUAUAUUUCAAAUGAGCCCAAGGAAAGUGUUUUCCUAAGGAAUUGGAUAUUUCAUCAUUUUAUUUUAAUCUAUAGUCACAACUUAAAAUUUUGUUGUAGUCUUUUGGUAGAGAUAUGCAAGUACAACAUUUUUAGCCUCAAUUUGAACAUAUUCCUCGUUAAGAGUGUAUUGUCUCAUGAAUUUGUAAGCUAGCUGUAAGUGAGCUCUAAGGCUAUCAAAGUCAUAGUUUAUCCUUAGGUUUUCAUAGAGAAAAGCUCUUUGCCAGAGUCCAAGACCAAACUUCACCUGAGAUGCUGUCAGAGGUAGGAUGCAUAUCUCAGUCUAUCCAAGAAGACAAGACCCCCCUCAGGUUCACCUAAAGAAAAAUAAUGCUUUGUAUAUGAAAGCACUGUCACAUAUCAAAGAAAACCAACACUUCAUGUGAAAAACAAGGUAACUUUUAUUAACAUGUGAUAUGCAUGUGGAAAAGGCACAUACCAUAAGUAUAUAGCUUGAUGACUUCCCAACAACCAAGUAACCAGUAUACGAAUCAAGGAAAAAUGAAGAUUAUCAGCAUGCCAGAGUCCCUAUGGAGCUUCUUUAGGCACUAACUCUUCUGUCCUAACUUCUGAUAUCGCUAAGCCAUCUGCUGGUUCUCCUAACUACUUAUAUCAUAGAUAAACUUUACCUCUGUCUGAACUUAAAAUAAAUGAAGUAUGGGACCAGCAGUUAGUGUAAUGGCUGUGUCACUGGACUCCCAUGUAGUUGACCGCAGUUCAAGUCCCAGACCCGGUGGCUUAAACUCA
Molecule: messenger RNA, 2294 nt
Organism: Tupaia belangeri chinensis (Chinese tree shrew)
Lineage: Eukaryota; Metazoa; Chordata; Mammalia; Scandentia; Tupaiidae
Product: interstitial collagenase
Exons: 10
Coding region: 66-1466 (466 amino acids)
Biological process (GO): collagen catabolic process; extracellular matrix organization; proteolysis
Cellular component (GO): extracellular matrix
Molecular function (GO): metalloendopeptidase activity; zinc ion binding
Source: RefSeq, a predicted model, not a curated record